Molecule: messenger RNA, 1389 nt
Organism: Bipolaris sorokiniana ND90Pr
Lineage: Eukaryota; Fungi; Ascomycota; Dothideomycetes; Pleosporales; Pleosporaceae
Exons: 3
Coding region: 1-1389 (462 amino acids)
Molecular function (GO): iron ion binding; oxidoreductase activity, acting on paired donors, with incorporation or reduction of molecular oxygen; monooxygenase activity
Source: RefSeq, a predicted model, not a curated record
AUGCUGCAGCCGCUACAGAACGGUAGCAGGGUCCUCGAAUAUCUUGACAACACGCCCAAUCAAGGCAUUUUCCGCGCUCUCGACCUUCUAAAUAGAGAAGUGCUGGUGAUCACAAGCCCAGAAUUUAUCAAAGAAAUCUUGCAAACCAACGCAUAUGACUUUCGCAAAAUGGCGAAUGUGCAGAAUUUCAUGAAGGUCCUACUCGGUGAUGGUCUGCUUACUGUAGAUGGCGAAGAGCACAAGCAACAACGCAAAGCACUAAAUCCAGCAUUUUCCGCCAAACAUGUUCAAAAACUGUAUUCUGUCUUUUAUUCCAAGACACGCGAGAUGAUAACUUAUAUCAAGGAAGAUAUGAAUACCUCGCAAGGCCAGAAAGGGAUUUCCGUCGACAUAACUGCGUGGGUUAAUCGAGCCGCUUUAGAUAUCAUCGGCAUUGCGGCGCUCGGCAUCGAUUUCAAUUCCCUAGCGAACCCGACCAAUGAAUUGAGCCGUGCUUACCAAGUCAUCUUCGAGCCUGACAAUACCUCAAACAUCAUAUUCCUGCUCUCGAUCUUUUUUACGACGUGGGCAGUCAAGCUCCUGCCGUUGAAGAAGGCGCGCGAGAUUCGAGCAGGCUCUGCGUAUGUGAAGAGAUACAUUGAAGAAGUGGUAACCCGAAAAACCCAGGAACACGACGAUGAGAAAGCCCCUCACAAAGACAUUCUUUCGGUGGCGUCUCAGUAUGGCAAUUUAUCAACAAAUGAGCUCGUCAACCAAGCACGAACCUUUCUGGUGGCAGGGCAUGAAACAACAGCGACGGCAAUGCAAUGGGCGCUUUACACGCUGACAAGGCCAGAGAAUCUUCAUGUCCAGCAACGCCUUCGAGAUGAAAUCCACAAACAGCUACCUCCUCUUGACUCUGAACAAGAAAUCUCGGCGUAUACACUUGGUAAGAACUUGCCAUACCUUGACGCUGUCAGCAAAGAGUGUCUGAGGGUCUACGGGCCUUCGCCGUUCUCCAGGCGAACGGCUGUACGAGACACAGUACUCUGCGGCAUUCCCAUCAGGAAAGGCACAAGCUUUCUGAUCCCGAACUGGGCGAUCAACAAGUCGAAGAAGCUUUGGGGAGAGCGUGCAAGGGAGUUCGACCCAGAAAGAUGGCUUCAUGGCAACCAAGCUCCCAAUGGGGGCGCUGAUGCUCUGGCCUUCCAGACUUUUUCAUCCGGCACCAGGGGUUGCAUUGGAAAGAGUUUCGCGCUAGCAGAAUUUAAGAUAAUGUUAGCUGGGCUUGUGGGCACAUUUGAGAUAACCAAAGCAGCAGACGAGAAAGAGAUAGAAACAGAAUGGGCGAUAAUUGCUCGGAUAUAUAAUGGAUUUAAGGUCAAUCUGAAGCCUGUAAGCAACUGGUAG